UCAGGUGUCUCAGGUGUCUCCUCGCUGCGGAUUUGUUGGAGUAUAGUUUUAGUAGGCUACCUCACAGAAGGAGUUUAAAGUUUGAACACACACGGUGAAACUUUAAACUGCUAACAUUUCUGUUCUAAUGUGUCGGAACAACUCUGAAAACUUUGUGUGAAAAGAUGAGCGGCGACGUGACGCGGACUGUGGAGAAAGGAGAGCAGGACGACCAGACUAACGACCCAUGCAGGCGGCUUAGACUCACUCUGCAAGAUCGAGACCGGUCAGGCUACAACUCAGAGCAGCACGACAGAAAGGAGAGCAGCAUAGCAGUAGUUCUGCCACAUAAACAAGAGGGGCAGGAAGAAACACUUAAACGCAUCAUUCCCACUGAAGAAAAAGUUGAAGUUGAAGUCAUCAAGGUUUACCUCGAAGCCCGUCCAGAGACAGCAGAGAGCGUCAGGAUGCUGACAGACGAGGUGUCGCAGAUUCAGGAGGUGAGGUACUGUCUGAAGACUCUGAGGGAGCAGAUGGCAGCCAGGCAGAACAGUAACAACAACAAGUUUCCAGUUAACGGCUUCAACGUGCCCAGAAACCUACCAGUCAUCACUAACGGCAACACAAUUCUCAUUGACUCAGACACCGAGGUCGAGGAUAAUCAGGAGGAGAGCGUGAGGCUUAGGGAGGCAACCCGCCGUCUGUACACGCAGCUGAAGGAGAUGGAGAACAGGCACCAGGAGGAGAAGGCGGCGCUGCAGGCCGAGUCAGAAGAGUAUCGCAUCCGUCUGGCCGAGCAGACCGAGCGGCUGCAGAAGGCGGACGAGCUGGCGGAGGAGAGGGGGCAGCAGGUGGAGGAGCUGCAGAGGCUGCUGGGAAGCAUGGAGAUCGAGGGCAACAUCCUGAAAGACAAGAUGGCCGCCGGGGAGGCAGAGCUGCUGCAGCUUCAUGCGGACAGAGAGGGAGGGGAGGAGAAGGAGCAGAGAUGUGAAGAGCUGGAGAAGAAGUUGGCCAUCCUGAAGGAAAAGAUUCAUCACCUCGACGACAUGUUGAAGAGUCAGCAGAGGAAACUCCGCCAGAUGAUCGAACAGCUGCAGAACUCCCGAACGGUGAUCCAAGAGAGAGAUCGAGUCAUCAGCGAUCUGGAGGAAAAGGUGGCUUUCCUGGAAGCUGAGAACCGAGAAAUGCAUGACCACAUGGAGUACUUCCUGGCAGGUCAGGACCCUCCCCCCCUCACGUCCUCAGAGAACAAGCCAGAGGUUGUCUACAGUAGACCACUCACACCGAUGACAUCGACCAACAAGGUCCUCCCGUUCAUCAAAGUCAUUGAGAUCAUGUCCUGAAUGAGCAGUCACCCAUAGAAAAGAUUGUUGUAAAUAGAUAUGUAACCAUCUACCUAUACAUAAAGCACAGGUCAGCAGUGAUUCAAAGAGGCUGAUGUUAGCAGACCUCAUGGUGACAAAGCACACUGCUCUUCAGUUUGAGGCUGCUCUGCACGCCUUCACCGACUGUUGCAGUUUCAAACAGAAUCUAAAAGUGGAAAGUUAAAAAAGGAAUUCAAGGUAUCCUAAAAAAAGGAAACAAGGAAGGAGCUUAGCAAUGCAAAGAAAUGUUUUUACCAAACUCCUUAUGCGCUUUGUCAGCACUUCUUAGAGAUGCAGGAAUUCAGUAAAGUUCUCUGUGUCGACACGUUUCCCUCUGCAGGAUCAGAAAUGAGUAAAGCGAUGGGUCACAGUUAAAUAGUUUUUUAUAUUGUGAAAGUCUCUGUUACACAUCCACACAGAAAAAAAAAAUGUACCAAUAGAUGCAUCAUGUUGUGUGUGUUAAUCACUUGUUGGUCGUACAGGCUUGCUCCCUGGCGGGGGCCGGGCUCAGGUCACAUUCCUCAGUGCUUCACACCACAUUGCCAAUGGCAGGCAGGACGUCGCUAACUUUGAGAUAUGAUUUAUAUUUAACUUCAAUACAUUUCUCUGACAUGAGACUGGGUUGAAUAUUGUAAGAGUGAUCAUAUGAUUUUUAUCAUUAACAUAAUGAACUAUUUUAUUUUCUCAAUGAUCCAGGCUUCUUGUAAAGCUAGAGGUUAGUUUGCUGCCAAGUCUUUCCUUAAACGUCUUUCUGUUACGUCAUGCUUUUUAAUAAAACGUUAUAUAUUUAAAAACUCUUCAUAAACUGCUAAACUUACUUUUUCACACAUCUAUGCAUUGUUUGUACAGACCUUUAUCUUUUUUUUUAGUUGUAUACUUUAUGGACGGCCAUAAAACUGUACAUGUGUUACAUUUGACUGUGAACAUUGUAGAUAGAUGCAUUGAAGUUUCUGUUUCCUUUGUAAACAUUUCUGACGUCAUAGAGGUCUGCUUUAUCUGUUGUGCACGUGAAGCCUAAACCUGCAUCUUCUCUCCUGUUACCCUAAAUUAUCUUGUUCUGCCCCCUAGUGGACAUAAUAAAAACACUGAAUAUGAA
Messenger RNA from Labrus bergylta (ballan wrasse), 2439 nucleotides. It is a transcript of the gene tuft1b, whose product is annotated as tuftelin 1b. Gene Ontology annotation, cellular component: intracellular anatomical structure. NCBI's taxonomy places the organism in Eukaryota, Metazoa, Chordata, Actinopteri, Labriformes, Labridae. Gene Ontology annotation, biological process: intracellular signal transduction. The record is from RefSeq and is a predicted model, not a curated record.